This is a messenger RNA of Laetiporus sulphureus 93-53, 335 nucleotides long. RefSeq lists its product as uncharacterized. The record is from RefSeq and is a predicted model, not a curated record. The transcript has 3 exons. NCBI's taxonomy places the organism in Eukaryota, Fungi, Basidiomycota, Agaricomycetes, Polyporales, Laetiporaceae. The coding region runs from base 53 to 280 and encodes 75 amino acids.
CAGAAAACGGAGACUAGACACGGCAACUACAGCACCCGCUACGGCACCCGCAAUGGCGGCUGCAUCAUUGGGCGCCAAUGACAGGCUAGUCUCUGUGGAGGGAGUCUGUGAUGCCGUCACAGUCCCUCCAUUGGUUGUCGAGGAUGUGAAACUUGUGGAGGUAGUAGAGAUGAUCGAAGAUGAGGGCGAUGUGGUAAGUUCGGUUGAGGUUGUAGCUGAGGUUGUUGAAAGACUUGUGGCGCUCGAGCAAACAGUGCCGAAAAGCGUGGCCGUAGCCUGAAGCUCUGUAAACUGAACGGCGGAAGUGAUUGGUACUCGAAUAGUACUUUCACCUC